AUGCCGGAGAUUCCUGAGUUAAAUAUUGACAAAUGGAUUGAGGAAUACGGGGUUUGUCGGCCCUCCCCAGAAGACUCGUAUGCAUCGGCACUCUCUUUAAAUGAGCUGCAGCAACUCGCUCCGAACACCACUCUCCUGGACCCAGGCCUGGCGCUCACUUAUGGCACAGCCUUGGGUUCCGUGCGUCUUAGAGAACGAAUUGCUAAGCUUCACUCCUCCCCCAACGUGAGACUGACCGCAGCCAAUGUUGUCAUCACUCCAGGUUCCAGCAUGGCCAACCACCUCGUGUUAGCCACACUCUGCGGCCCAAGUGACCAUAUAAUCUGUCAAUAUCCGACGUACGGACCUCUGUAUCUCUUGCCCAAACACAAUGGCGUUGACGUUAGCUUCUGGGGCUUGAAAGAGGCUGACGGGUGGUCUCUGGAUAUGGGGGAAUUGGCUGGUAUGAUUCAGCCCAAUACAAAGGUCAUUAUCAUUUGCAAUCCAAACAACCCGACUGGUACAGUCCUUCCUAGAGAUACACUGGAUCAGGUCAUAGCUCUUGCCCAAAAGCACAACAUUGUGGUCUUCUCCGACGAGGUUUUUAGCCCUCUCUUUCAUACAAACGACCGGGCCCCUCCUUUAGUCUCGAUAGGCUCUCCUGGUACUGUAUCGACUGGCUCUCUCUCGAAAGCUUACGCCUUACCUGGCAUCAGAAUUGGCUGGGUCAUAUCACAAGAUAAGGACAUCAUACACCGAGUUAGCGUUCUCAGAGACUACACUACCAUCAGUGUCUCACUGCUGGAUGACUCUGUUGCCUCUUUUGCAUUGAGCGAGGAGGUGCUACCCCGACUGAUGGAGCGCAACUUGAAACUCUGCGCCGAGAGUAUUACUUUGAUUGAUGAAUUCGUCAAACGUAAUUCUCAGAGGUGCCGCUGGACCAAGCCAAAAGGAUCGGGAGUAGCGUUCGUUCAGAUUCUGAACAAGGACAAGUCACCCUCGGAUGACUUGGACUUUAGCAAGAAGCUAGUUGAAGAGGCUGGCAUAGUUGUUUUACCUGGCUCAUAUUCCUUUGCUGAAGAGGGAGCAAACGACUUGAAGGGAUAUCUUAGAAUUGAGAUUGGUUCACCUGGACGACUGCGGGAGGCUUUGGUAGCAUUGGAGGAGUUUGUACAUAAGUACGAAUCUUUCUAA
Messenger RNA from Fusarium vanettenii 77-13-4, 1173 nucleotides. RefSeq lists its product as uncharacterized. The transcript is spliced from 4 exons. Gene Ontology annotation, biological process: biosynthetic process. The record is from RefSeq and is a predicted model, not a curated record. Gene Ontology annotation, molecular function: catalytic activity; pyridoxal phosphate binding. Bases 1 to 1173 code for a protein of 390 amino acids. Lineage: Eukaryota; Fungi; Ascomycota; Sordariomycetes; Hypocreales; Nectriaceae.